Molecule: messenger RNA, 2861 nt
Organism: Syngnathus acus (greater pipefish)
Lineage: Eukaryota; Metazoa; Chordata; Actinopteri; Syngnathiformes; Syngnathidae
Gene: epn3a
Product: epsin 3a
Exons: 11
Coding region: 412-2163 (583 amino acids)
Biological process (GO): endocytosis
Cellular component (GO): endosome; clathrin vesicle coat; plasma membrane
Molecular function (GO): phospholipid binding; clathrin binding
Source: RefSeq, a predicted model, not a curated record
CUCGGCAGCCCACUCCGCCCACCCGGCCUGCACUUUGCUGUGCUUUCGGCGGAGGUGCAGGGGGCCUCGCCUCGCAGCCUCUUACUCACCACCGCGUUAGUACUCAUAUAAACGAAGGAGUUUGGAAUUCCCGUUUCCCCCGUGAUUUUGGACCGAAACACAAUAUAUUUUUGCAUAUGUUUAUUGUCUUUCCACCACCGGCUGGUUGCCGAGAGGCGGAGGCACAUUUUGAUCUUUCUUCCGCCUACUCAAGUUGGGACGCCGACGCUGCCAUGUCAUGAAGGAACAAACCUGCACGUAGAAUUGAAGUUGCUGUUUGGAUCUUUUUUUUCUGCACUGCUGCCUAGAGAGCUUUGCCCCUGUCUUUUUUUUUUUUUUUCAUUAUUAUCAACUGGAGCGCCGAACGCCAGCAUGCAGACCUCCUCACUGCGCCGGCAGGUGAAAAACGUGGUCAACAACUACACGGAGGCGGAGAUCAAGGUGCGCGAGGCUACCUCCAACGACCCGUGGGGCGCCUCCAGCACGCUGAUGGCCGAGAUCGCCGACCUGACCUACAACAUGGUGGCUUUCACCGAGGUCAUGGGCAUAAUCUGGAGGCGGCUCAAUGACCACGGCAAGAACUGGCGCCAUGUUUAUAAGGCGCUCACCCUGCUGGACUACCUAAUCAAGGCAGGCUCAGUGCGUGUGGCCCAGGAGUGCCGGGACAACAUCUAUUCCAUCCAGACGCUCAAGGACUUCCAGUACGUAGACCGCGACGGAGGGGACCAGGGCAUCCACAUCCGUGAGAAGGCCAAGAAACUGGUGGCUCUACUGAAGGACCCGGAGAAGCUUAAGAAGGAUCGGGCCCAGGCUUCCAAGACCAGGUCGCGCAUGGUGAAGCUCUACGGCGAAUAUGGGGAGCUGCCUCCUCCGUACCCGGCCACCCACGCCGCGCACUAUGAGACGUCCGAGUCCAGAAGUUCGCCCUCGUCUCUCCAACCCUCCUUUUCCUUGCCUCGGCUGGCGCCCGACUUGGAGCAAGCUCGGCCGACCACCACAGGCGAGGAGGAGCUGCAGCUGCAGCUGGCCCUGGCCAUGAGCCGCGAGGAGAGUGAAAAGCCCACCACAACAACGGUGGUUCUCGAUGAAAAGACAGCAAUGCAGAUCGCGGUGAGCGUGAGCAAAGAGGCCAAGAAGUCUUUCAAGCGGCCACCUACAACGCUGGAGAUAGAUGAGGACUCUCAACUCAAGUUAGCGAUGAGCAUGAGCAAGGAAGCGCACCAACAGGAGCAACUCGGUCGCCGAGGAGACGACUCGAUGCUCAAGAAAGCUUUGGAGGAGAGCAAACGCGAGAUGGCGUCUAAAGGCGGGACUGCCUUCAUGGACCUGGUCGAUGUUUUUGCCGCACCCAAAGAGCCUCCUCCAAAGGAAAAAGUGUGGCCUAGAAGCGCGGGUGUCACGGAGCCCUGGAACCCCUCGGACGGAAGCGGCGGCUCGCCGAGAGUAGCCGACGCGGCCUGGAGGAUAAUGCCCGCCUCCGCCAGUCCUCCUCCGCCCUGGGAGCCCAGCCCGCCGCCCGGCAACCCUUGGGACCCCCCGGUCGCCGCCAACCCGUGGGCCUCAGGAUCGUUGGCAGCCGAUCCCUUUACGACAGCCAAAAAGUCUCUCCGAGCUGUGAGCCCCUCAGAUGACGAUUUGUUCGACGCGGCCAUGGACGGAGGUAUGGCCAAUGGGCGGAGGGCGGGCAGCCCCGACAUGUUUGACAUGUCCAAACUCGUUAAGAGCCUGGCGGAGCCCCAGCCUCGUAUGUCGCACACCCCCGAGUCGUUCCUGGGCCCCGCCGCCGCCUCUCUGGUGGACCUGGAUGCGCUGAUUCCUGCCAACCCCCAAGCCAACCUCAACCCUUUCCUAGCAGGUGGGGGCCCUUCCACCAUCGUCAACCCGUUCGAUGCGGAACCAGUCCGACACACUCUGGAACAAAUGGGCUCAGCCAUGGCACGGCCUUCCCUCCCCUACAGCGCCUCCCUGCCACUGGCCGGCAGCCAGCAGCCAGCCAGCCUGCCGUCGUCCUUCAGCCACCCUGACCAGAGCGGCCUAGAGCUGCCCCAGCCUCUGUUGCCCUUCUCCACGGGCGCCGCUCUGGCCUCACAGCCCGCGUUGAACAAUCAGAACCCUUUCCUCUGAGGAACCAUUCAACGUGUCACAAAAAGGGAAAUGAAACUACAGCGAGCUCCAAGGAAUCAAGUGAAACCCCCUUUUUUUUUCCCCGACAAGCUAAUGGUGUGCUAACAGGUUGGAAAGGAAAAAUCCUUUUUGAGCAUUUGCUAAUUGGACUCAAAUGUGUUCUGUUGCCUUUGUGAAGUCAACAAUCCUGUCGCACACUCAACUGUUUGUGUCACCGCCACCACCUGCUGCUGCUGGUACUGCUCUUCACCAUAGACUCAAGCAGCACCGUUCGAAAAACACCCGAGGCUUUUACAACUGGAAGAUAAUGCAAUGCAGUUUGGGCGGGAUGAAAGCGCUUUUAAUUUUAGGCUUAACGUGACCUUAGUAGAGUGCAAUGGAAGCGCUCCAUCGGUUGCUUCGACUUGUGUCGCCAGCGGUAUUUCAAAUCUGAAAUACGCCCCCUUAAAAAUAGAUAAUCAUCAGUGGGAAAAAUAAACACCUUCAAAUAAAUGCCUGCUUUUCCCUUUCCCGUGUCAGUUUACAUCCGCUUCCAUUAAAGAUUAAAUGGCUGGGCUCAUUUAAACUCCUGCUUUGUUAAGCAAUAUUCGUGUCAUGUCAAACUUUUUUUUAGGCAUAACUGAAUUCAAGUGUGGAGACUUGACUGGACGUUGUAAUAAAUUCCACUUCCUGUGAACAGAAAUGUUGGCAUUGUCAAA